AUGGAGCUUGAGAAUGAGGAAAACCAUAGACAGGCUAAACGCCAGAUUGAACGUGAAAAAGGCCGCAGAGAAGUAGUUGCAGAUAUGUCAGAAGACUUAUCAGAAGGGGAAAAAGGAGAAAACAUCAAUGAUGUAUCUGUUCAUAUAAUCCGUAUUCCAUUUGGUCCAAAAGACAUAUAUGUCCCUAAAGAGCUUCUAUGGCCACAUGUCCCUGAAUUUGUUGAUGGAGCACUUGGACACGUCAUCCAAAUGUCCAAAGUUUUGGCUGCCAGACUGUCAGGUGCUCUAAAUGUUCCCAUGCCUUUUACUGGUCAUUCACUUGGAAGAGAUAAGUUGGAGCAGCUUUUGAGACAGGGGAGAUUGACAAAACAUGAAAUCAAUGCUACUUAUAAGAUCAUGAGAAGAAUUGAAGGUGAAGAGAAUAGUCUUGAUGCCUCUGACAUUGUUAUCAGUAGGACUAGACAAGAAAUAGAACAAUGGAGAUUAUAUGACGGUUUUGACCCUGUGCUUGAAAAGAUACUUAGAGCUAGGAUAAGGCGGAAUGUUAGCUGUUAUGGAAGGUUCAUGCCUCGUAUGGUUGCAACCUAUCAGCCGUCUUUUGUCAUUCUAUCUUCACGGAACAAAUUGAUUUGA
Molecule: messenger RNA, 633 nt
Organism: Lactuca virosa
Lineage: Eukaryota; Viridiplantae; Streptophyta; Magnoliopsida; Asterales; Asteraceae
Source: the annotation of a GenBank genome assembly